This is a messenger RNA of Rangifer tarandus platyrhynchus (Svalbard reindeer), 900 nucleotides long. The record is from the annotation of a GenBank genome assembly. NCBI's taxonomy places the organism in Eukaryota, Metazoa, Chordata, Mammalia, Artiodactyla, Cervidae.
AUGUCUUCCAUUAAGAUUGAGUGUGUUUUGCGGGAGAACUGCCACUGCGGUGAGUCUCCAGUGUGGGAGGAGGCGUCCAACUCUCUGCUCUUCGUAGAUAUUCCUGCCAAAAAGGUUUGCCGGUGGGAUUCUCUCAGCAAGCAAGUGCAGCGAGUGACCGUGGAUGCCCCUGUCAGCUCUGUGGCCCUUCGCCAAUUGGGAGGCUAUGUUGCCACAGUUGGAACAAAGUUCUGUGCUUUGAACUGGGAAGAUCAGUCAACAGUUGUCUUGGCCACAGUAGAUAAAGAGAAGAAAAACAAUCGAUUCAAUGACGGGAAGGUGGAUCCCGCUGGGAGAUACUUUGCCGGUACCAUGGCUGAGGAAACAGCUCCAGCAGUUUUGGAGCGCCGCCAAGGGUCCUUGUACUCCCUCUUUCCCGACCACCAUGUGGAAAAGUACUUUGACCAGGUGGACAUCUCCAAUGGUUUGGAUUGGUCUCUGGACCACAAAAUCUUCUAUUACAUAGAUAGCCUGUCCUACUCCGUGGAUGCCUUUGACUACGACCUGCAGACGGGAAAGAUCUCCAACCGCAGAAGUGUUUACAAGCUGGAGAAAGAAGAACAAAUCCCAGAUGGAAUGUGUAUUGAUGUUGAGGGGAAGCUCUGGGUGGCCUGUUACAAUGGAGGAAGAGUGAUCCAUUUGGAUCCUGAGACAGGGAAAAGACUCCAAACUGUGAAGUUGCCUGUUGGUAAAACAACCUCAUGCUGCUUCGGAGGGAAGGAUUACUCUGAAAUGUACGUGACCUGUGCCCGGGAUGGGUUGGACUCCAAGGGUCUUCUGCAGCAACCUGAGGCUGGUGGAAUUUUCAAGAUAACUGGCCUAGGAGUCAAAGGAAUCCCUCCCUAUGCUUACACAGGAUGA